Molecule: messenger RNA, 2412 nt
Organism: Notothenia coriiceps (black rockcod)
Lineage: Eukaryota; Metazoa; Chordata; Actinopteri; Perciformes; Nototheniidae
Gene: pkd2l1
Product: polycystic kidney disease 2-like 1
Exons: 15
Coding region: 1-2412 (803 amino acids)
Biological process (GO): detection of mechanical stimulus; potassium ion transmembrane transport
Cellular component (GO): membrane
Molecular function (GO): sodium channel activity; muscle alpha-actinin binding; calcium-activated potassium channel activity
Source: RefSeq, a predicted model, not a curated record
AUGAAGUGCCUGAACAACCGGGCCGACAGCCACCUGACCGGGCAGGUGGAGCUGGACAGCAUGGGAAACGAAGCCUGGGUCAACCACGGCUACUGUGGCUCUCCUCCGGCCCUGCCUCGAGCUGUCAGCACCAUCUACAACCCCCAACCCCUCUUCCAGGGCUCCAUGGACAGCAUGUACAAACUGGACACCCCAGGCCCAUUCCCAGAGGACCCAACAUCCACCGACCAAAGUCUGGUGAAGAAACCAAGAGGCUGCUGCUCUUUUAUCAAAGGCUUGUGGGGCACAACCUUGACUGAAAACACCUCAAACAACAGAGAACUGUUUGUCCGAACCACGCUACGGGAGUUAAUGGUCUAUCUGGUGUUUCUGGUGGAUAUAUGUCUCUUGACAUACGGUAUGACCAGCUCGAGCACCUAUUACUACACUAAAGCCAUGACGGACCUGUUUGUGAAUACAGCCAGUGAGAGUGGAGUUAGGUUUCAGUCCAUUAGCACCAUGGCUGACUUCUGGACUUAUUCCCAGGGCCCGUUGUUGGAUGGCCUCUACUGGACCAAAUGGUACAACAACCAGUCCUUGGACAGUGGAGACCAGUCGUUCAUCUACUAUGAGAACAUGCUGCUAGGAGUCCCCAGAAUGAGGCAGAUCAAGAUCAUGAACAACUCCUGCAAGGUCCACAAAGACUUCAGUGAUGAGAUAUUUGGCUGUUUCGAUGUUUACAUCGACAAGAAGGAGGAUGACCUUAACUUCGGACUCAUCAACGGCACCGCGUGGACCUACCACACAGAGAAAGAAAUCAAAGGUUCUUCCCACUGGGGCUUGCUGACCACAUACAGUGGAGCGGGAUACUACCAUGACUUGGGUCGCACCAAAGAGGAGAGCACCAUCGUACUGCAGGAACUGGUGGACAACCUGUGGCUCGACCGAGGAACCAGAGCAGCCUUUGUUGACUUCUCCACUUACAACGCAAACAUCAACAUGUUCUGUGUCAUCAGGUUGGUUGUUGAAUUUCCUGCGACUGGUGGUGCAAUCCCUUCCUACCAGAUAAGGACCGUGAAGCUAAUUCGCUACAUCACCAACUGGGACUUCUUCAUCCUCGGCUGCGAGAUGGUCUUCUGUUUAUUCAUCCUCUACUACAUUGUAGAGGAGAUUAUUGAGUUGCGAAUACACAAGUUCUCCUAUUUUAAUAGCAUCUGGAACAUUUUGGAUAUUGUUGUCAUAAUGCUCGCCAUCGUUGCCGUUAUAUUCAAUAUUUUCCGUACCAUAAAAGUGGACAACCUGCUCGGCAAACUGCUAGAAGAACCCGGUAUCUACGCUGAUUUUGAAUUUCUGGCCUUCUGGCAAAUGCAGUACAACAACAUGAAUGCAGUGAACUUGUUCUUUGCAUGGAUCAAGGUUUUCAAGUACAUCAGUUUUAACAAGACCAUGACUCAGCUGUCCUCCACACUGGGUCGCUGUGCUAAGGACAUCUUGGGCUUCGCCAUCAUGUUCUUCAUCGUGUUCUUCGCCUACGCUCAACUUGGAUAUUUGCUCUUUGGGACAGAGGUUGAAUCUUUCAGCACCUUCGUCAAGUGCAUAUUCACACAGUUCAGGAUCAUUCUUGGAGACUUUGAUUACAAUGCCAUCGACCGUGCAAACAGAGUUCUAGGGCCGAUCUACUUUGUCACCUAUGUGUUCUUUGUUUUCUUUGUUCUACUGAACAUGUUUCUGGCCAUCAUAAACGACACAUAUUCUGAAGUGAAGGGGGAGCUGUCAUCGCAAAAAGAUGAGCUCCAGAUUACAGACAUCAUCAAACAGAGCUAUAUGAAGACAUUUACAAAGUUGAAACUUAAAAAAGAGAAGAUAUCAGAUGUUCAGAAGGCGAUACGCUCUGGAUCUGGAGAAAUUGAAUUCAAAGACUUCAGAGAAACUCUGAAAGAGUUGGGACAUGCUGAUCAUGAAAUUUCUGCGGCCUUCUCACGGUUUGACCACGAUGGGAACCAAAUUCUAGACAAGGACGAACAAAAGAGGAUGACAAUCGAGCUGGAGGAAAAGAGGGAUGCUCUUAGCGCUGAACUCAACAAUCUUGGGAUAAAUUACCAGAAAGAUGUACUGGAGAAGCCUCCUGUAACAUCCAACGACCAGAAGAACCACUCCAGUCCUACCUCUGUGGAUCAGGAAGAGUUUCUAAGACUGGGAAGACAGGUUCUCCAGCUUGAAAGCUCUGUGGCGGGUAUCACAUCCAGGAUGGAGCUAAUUAUGGAGAAACUGGGAUUACAAGAGAAAGCUAAAGGGAACGAAAUGAAACUGACUAGUGAUGACACGGCCUCGGAUGGGAGCGUCCUGGUUUGUGUGGACAGAGAGACGAAGGCUAAGACGUCAUCGAGGAGACUGGGGGUUCCCCCUAAAUCCACAUUCAACUCUAAAAUAUGA